Molecule: messenger RNA, 1044 nt
Organism: Osmia lignaria (orchard mason bee)
Lineage: Eukaryota; Metazoa; Arthropoda; Insecta; Hymenoptera; Megachilidae
Biological process (GO): regulation of transcription by RNA polymerase II
Molecular function (GO): DNA-binding transcription factor activity, RNA polymerase II-specific; RNA polymerase II cis-regulatory region sequence-specific DNA binding
Source: RefSeq, a predicted model, not a curated record
AUGACAGUGGUUUGCUCCAUCGCUGUUUCGACGGCUACCACUUUAUUAUAUUUCGUUCUUUCUUCCAAACUGUGCUCGUUUUUUCCCACGAAAACAUGCCGCGUUGCUUGAUCAAAUCGAUGACAAGAUACAGAAAGACUAACAAUUCGUCCGAAGAGUCUGAAUUACCAUGGACCCCACCGUCGUCAGUCGACGCCAAGCGAAAAAAUCAGGCUAAAGAGAGUUCCUCGAAAUGCAGUAACAUUUGGACAUCAUCGAAACUACCUAUAGUAACACGAUACACUUUCAACAAAGGAAACAAUAUGUUGUGGAAUAAAGAAAUGACGGGGGACUUGGGAGGGAUGCAUUUCUCCGAAUUAGAGAACGUCACAUUAUCGACUGGUGAUACCUUAUUUAACGGCGAACAAAAGAUCGUGGAUACGAUUAAUGAGCAAAUGGUAGAGAAAAUGCAAAUCCCGUUGGCAUCGAACGCGAAGAAGCUAGAGUACCCCAUGAAUGUGGGCAACAACGAAAUUAAAGUUGCAGUCAAUUUGAACAGAACAUUCGACGAGACUGAGAUCCAAACGACUUCACAGGCAUUGUAUCUGAAUUCAAACAAGAAGCAAAUUGAUCCUACUCAAAACCAGUAUUUCAACAGUAAUAUAAGUAAAUCAAGUGUCGAGAACAAUCAGAACUGGAAACGAAACAAAACAAUGCAUUAUUGUCCCUACUGUCGUAAAAGUUUCGACCGGCCAUGGGUACUGAAGGGCCAUUUGCGCCUUCAUACCGGCGAACGACCUUUCGAGUGUCCAGUAUGCCAUAAAUCUUUCGCCGACAGAUCAAAUUUACGUGCUCAUCAAAGGACACGAAAUCACCAUCAAUGGCAAUGGCGAUGCGGUGAGUGUUUCAAAGCGUUCUCACAAAGACGGUACCUAGAACGACAUUGCCCUGAAGCUUGUAGGAAAUAUAGAAUAUCUCAAAGAAGAGAACAGAAUUGUGGUUAAAAGAUUAAUUUUAUUCACCUACCACAUAUGCAUUUGUAUACAGCAAUCUGUAAUAUAAUGU